CUGCUCCACUGGCCGCAUGCAAUGCGACGCGGUCGAGGGCUGCCAUCUAAGAUCACGGGUCGGAUGACAGGCGAAGUGAACUGGGUGGACGUCGAGCCCGGCGCUCGGGUUAUUCGCGCAACGAUACCGACAGUAAACUGCCGCAGCUUCGCUGAUACGUUGAGAAGCACAAGUAAGGCCAGGCGGCGACGCAGAGGUGGCGUCCGCAAGAUACGCCUUUGUAUUUACUUUUUGUAUAUUUGCAUCAGUAUUCGGGUUCUACACCUCCUCGCCACUUGGUAUCCCGGAGACGAGACCCUUCGUGCUUUCAGCGAGAGCCCGAUUAAGCUGAUGUUCAGUAGGAGUGGUAUAUCCUUUGGAACAUGGCAAGCGUUUCACUUCGCAGGGGAAAUAAAAAUUGAUGCAGAAGAUUCAGCAAUCAGACAGAAAAAGCGGGCAUACAUGGUCCAAGGAGAUAUUGUGGAACGCCCGAAAUGGUCAGAAGAGCUGAACGUGACGCAAGAGGCAGUGGUGGCCCUCGAACCACCACCACCACUGGGAGUAGGAAGGUCUUGUUUUUUCAGGGUACACCACGAUGAGGCGAAGAUCACGUUCUAUGACGACGGCCGAGUGAUUAUUCAUGCAUUAGAAAUAGUGAAAAGUCCCCGUGGAGUCACUGAUCACAUCUCAAUCGACGACCUUCUCUGUGUUCACUUUCGUGCUAUGACUAAAUCUUCCCACCAAAAUCUUCUAACACAAGGGAUUCAAGUUGCUAACAAGGUGAGUGCAACCUCGGAUAACAACAUUCUGCCGCAGGUUCCUGAUGUGAUACCGGAUAGUACCUCAGGUAGAGUUUUAAUGCUGAAUUCAGCGACUACGUUGGAAAUGUUAUCGGAAUACCACCGCACACUUUUGAACCACCAAGCGUAUGCAGAACACCAUCACUAUGGACUUGUUUUGGCCUUAGUUAAAGCAGAAACGCUAGCUGGACGUUCAGGAAAGUUUGCCAAACAUCUUGCUCUGGGAGUGCAUGCAGCCCAGACUUAUAUACCUGGGAGAGUGACCAUGGGUCUGGCAUGGAAUACAAUUUAUGCUUGGCACGCUAGCUGGCAGCCAUUCAGUGUUUACGGUGAUAUGUGGGAACUUGACAAGGACAUACUUUUUGGCGACACGGGGCAAAUUUGGCUGAACACUGGGCUUCUGUGCGCACGUCCUACAAGGUGGACAGUGAACUUUACUCAGAGGGUAGUCAACGCUGUUUUUUCGGAGUUCUCAUCACAUGAUAUCGAGGUGCCUUUAAGCAAGCAAACCCCCGGAAGUAUUUUUUCUGACGCAGGCAAUCAUAUACCUGUAGCUUAUGGUUUUCAACGCGACCAACCUGCGGUGUGGCAUGUAUUGAGUCAGACCUGGGCUAUGGAAAAUAAUCUUCCCUAUCGAGCACAGGGUUGCAAGGCAUGGUACCAGGCUUGCAAUCCACGUGAAAAUCCGAUCGAGUGCUGGCACUGGUGCCACUGGGACCCUUUGCAGCGUGUGAUUACGAGAGAUGGUCAUUGGAAAGGACUUGAAUCUAUUAACUUUCUUUCUCACGUUCAACUUAUUUCUCAGUCAGGUGCAUCAAAGGCUACACCCAGAUUCAGUUCGAGGAAUGUCGAUUCCCCUCCACUCCAUCGCAUGUGUCUACGAUCAUGCUUCAGUGUGCUUGCGCGGCUUUGGAUGGGCUCCUGUUCACUAUUGACGGGUGGAGCCUCUUUUUGCUGGCCUGCAGAUGUGGAUAAGAUGUCACUUUGCCAUGGUCUAGGUUGCCUGGAACAGAUGACUGAUCAUGGCGGGGGAUGGAUAAAACAUACUGGGCAUCAACACUGGAGAGACGUUUUGCCUAGCUGUAUCCCGAUUGAGGAGACAGAAGCAGCAUUGGAGCAGACAGACCAUACAGCUUUGUGCACUCAAACUUGAUCUGAGGAUCAGCUUGCCAGUGCUCAGACUGAUUCUCUAGAAAGAAACCGUGUCCUCCUCUAGCGCGUGAAAUCAAAGGAAUGAAGUCUUACAUAGGAU
Messenger RNA from Micromonas pusilla CCMP1545, 2031 nucleotides. RefSeq lists its product as uncharacterized. The record is from RefSeq and is a predicted model, not a curated record. The coding region runs from base 22 to 1932 and encodes 636 amino acids. The transcript has 2 exons. Lineage: Eukaryota; Viridiplantae; Chlorophyta; Mamiellophyceae; Mamiellales; Mamiellaceae.